AUGAUCGGCUUCUUUCCAUGGUUACCUCAAAGGCAAGCUUGGAGCGCACCAAGCUUUCGAUUCACGCACCCUAGCUGCCUAACUGCCAAACCUACCUAUUGUGAACCCUACACCAAUUUCGCCUUUUGCGCCGCCGUUGGCGUUGGUCUCUUAUUUCCGCACCUGAGCUGA
Molecule: messenger RNA, 171 nt
Organism: Plenodomus lingam JN3
Lineage: Eukaryota; Fungi; Ascomycota; Dothideomycetes; Pleosporales; Leptosphaeriaceae
Source: RefSeq, a predicted model, not a curated record